GAGAAUGGAGAGAAGACCAAUGUUACAUUGAGCACUUGCUGUGUGCCAGGUAGUAUGAAGGUGCUUAUAGAUGCCAUUUUAUUUCAUCCUCCCAGCGGAGGUGCCAAGAAAUAAUGAGUAAACGAAGUCUAUAAAGGCCAUAGGAUAGUCCCAGUAUUACAAAGCUGGCAAAUAUUGGAAUCAGGAUUCCACUCCUCAUCUGCUUUAGCACAAGCACAAAACCUAAGGACAUUCCUCUGCUACUCAAUUUUUUAUAGCCAAUAGAGGGCUGAUUCCCCACAACAUCUCCUGAUUUAUGCCGUGGUGCCUUUCAAAGUUUGAGGAAAUUGACAGUCAACCUCUGUUCAGUUCAACAUGAUGCAAACAUGUUUAAUUACAAAUCUCAUUCUCCUUCUCUCUGUUUGUGUCUCCAAGUAUGUGUGUGUCUAUACAGGUAAACAUGUAUAUAUGUGUGCAUUUAUUUAUUUAUACUUGAAAUAACUUAACUCUUACACCCAUAAAUUCUACCUCUCUUAUAUUAGUCUAAAAACUAAAGGUUCAUGGUUGAAAAUGCCCAACAUAAUAUUGUCUAGAUAAUCAGUAAUUAGAACAAGGCAAAUGCUUGACAAUAGAUAAGUUUUUAAAAUUUUUCAAUGUUUAUUUUUGAGAGAAAGACACAGAGCAGGAACAAGGAAGGGGCAGAGAGAGGGAGACACAGAAUCCAAAGCAGGAUCCAGGCUUUGAGCUGUCAGCGCAGAGCCCGACCUGGGGCUCGAACCCACAAAACUGUAAGUUCAUGACCUACACUGAAGUCGGACACUUAACCAACUGAGCCACUCAGGCACCCUGACAAUAGAUAUUUAUCUUAAGUUAGACGUGUGUAAUUAUGGAAAACCACACUGGGGAAUAUUUUCCUGAUUAGAUGAGGGUGGGACCAGAUGGGUAACAAAAGGUCAGUUCUAAAUGUGAGAAAACAAUAGAUACUUUAUGUUAAAUAUGCAAAAAAUAGAAUGGUAAUGCAAACAGGCACAGGUUAAUUCUCUGCAGUUAGAUUAUGACAAUUCUUAAAAAUUAUACCUUCUUCCCUCUUUCUGUGAAUCAUCUUAUCAUUAGAAAGUAGGAAAUAUUGUUUGCAAAGGAGAGAGUAAAUCAUGUAAGAGGAGGAGUCAUCUGAAGAGUCUAAGUCCCAGAGAACAGGCCAUGGUAAGGGCAGGCAAAGAGGAGGAGGGUAAAGCCUCCUUGUUUGGCCAGUGGAAGCAGGGAGGAGCCCAGGACAAGCACCCAGAGACUCCCAAACUGAGAGCUCUCCACUCCGGCCAGUCAUGCCAACCCAGGCUCUCCUGCCCAUCCUGCUCCUCUCUGUGUUGCUGCUGCUGCUACAGGUCCAGGGAGGGCACCGUACACUGAACAGGAUGCAGAAAAUAGAGCAGUUCAAUGAAGUCAAGGUUUGUGAAAAGCACACCAACAUAUAUAUGUGCAGACGUCCAUGUGAAUAUCACCAAGAUUGUCAAGCAAAUAACAUAUGCUGUUCAACCUUCUGUGGGAAUAUCUGCAUGACACUCUAGGGAGUGGGUGAGGGGGACGGGCUGUGCACCCUGCUCCCCUAACCCUCUAGGCGGACCAACACCAGGCCCACAGAUCUCUGGCACCAGGAUGUCAAGAGGAAUGCACCCUCCCUCCUGUCUGAACCGCUUGUUCCUGUCAAAUAAACCAGCACAAAUAUUCACAGACCUGCCUGUUUUACUCUCUGUGCCUGUAAGCAUUGAGGACCCAGUACAGACCCUUUCUCUGAGUCCGAGGCUCUGAUCUCUCUCCCCUUGUCAUGCUUCUCUAUUUUCUCUCCCAUCGGCCCCUGCUCCCCUGCAGGCCCCUGAGGCCCAGCCUCAUUGUUGAUCUGCUCACUGAAACAGUCCUGCCAGGGAGAAACUGCCCACUUAUGGUAUCUCCCAGUGCUAACCAGAACACUCCUCAGCCUGGAGUCAGAAGGGCCAAGUUAAAAAUGAGGUAGAUGGGGCUACACUCUGAGGCACAGAGUAGGAGACUCCAAGGGGGCCGCCUCUUAAAUUUAAUCUACCUCCAUUCUGUUCUCCCCAUUCUGCUCCCUUAGGGGGAGUCCCUCAGCCUUUCCUUUCUCACCCGCCUCCUCUUCU
Messenger RNA from Neofelis nebulosa (Clouded leopard), 2129 nucleotides. Its product is annotated as WAP four-disulfide core domain protein 10A-like. The record is from RefSeq and is a predicted model, not a curated record. Gene Ontology annotation, molecular function: peptidase inhibitor activity. The transcript is spliced from 2 exons. Gene Ontology annotation, cellular component: extracellular region. NCBI's taxonomy places the organism in Eukaryota, Metazoa, Chordata, Mammalia, Carnivora, Felidae. Bases 1302 to 1544 code for a protein of 80 amino acids.